This is a messenger RNA of Plutella xylostella (diamondback moth), 633 nucleotides long. RefSeq lists its product as uncharacterized. Lineage: Eukaryota; Metazoa; Arthropoda; Insecta; Lepidoptera; Plutellidae. The record is from RefSeq and is a predicted model, not a curated record.
AUGGGAUUCAAGUCAACCAAUGGCCACCACACGUCGUGGAAGGGGCCGCGGCUGUGGAAGCGGUUCGUGAGCCCCGCGCUCACGGGGGGAGGGUUCGAGGAGGGGGCGCUCGGGGGACGGAGGCUCAGGACUAGGCGGAGUACGGCGGAGGAAUGUGAGAAGCUGCAGCUGUGCAAGCUGCACGCGCGCUCCAGCCGGAACUUCAUCGCGGCCUUCGAGCUGUACUUUGUCAACAAGGAGAACGCCCGUCUCUGGGACCACCGCGCCCACUCCAUCGCGGACUGCGAGCGAACAUACACGGGCUGCCGCGGCGGCCCCCCGCCCCGCGCCCCCGCGCGCGCCCCGCCGAGGGAAGUGGAGUUUGUGGAUACUGACUAUGAGAGCUAUUGAGUAGGGACACAAUAUAAUAAUAAUAUGUAAUAGAAAAGGGUGUUCCUUUUGGUUUACUAUAACGUUUUUGCAACACCUAAUAGGGUUGGUUUUGAAGCUAGAACAUGAAGUGAGAACUAUGAACGGAGAUUUACAUCAAGCUUUUGUGAUUUAGCUACUAAGACAAGUUAUGUAUUAGGCUAAGAAAUAGCGUGUAAAUAUAAUGUAACCUAGAAUAAAAUGCAAUAUAAAUCUUAAACAAUC